UCAGAUUUAUUUUGAUGUGUCAAUCAUCAGGCCUAUAUGCAGACUUUCAUUAUUGCGUGUGUGUGUGUGUGUGUGUGUGUGUGUGUGUGUGUGUCUCCUCAGUGAACAUUGUGGCCAUGUUGCAUAACUUUUGGGAGCAGAAGCAGGUGGAACAAGACAACCGGUCCGACAGCCAAUCAGAGGACUCGGUGAAGGGCUCUGCCAGCCAAUCAGAGGGCUUGAUGUUGUAUGAGUCUGCCCCUUCCCCAAGACCCCCUUACAUCUACUACGUCACUCUGCCUGGAGGAAGCUGCUUUGGAAACUAUAAGGAGUGUGAGACCCAGGCGGAAGCUCGUAGGGAUGCGGCGCGUGUUGCUCUGAUGAACUCUCUAGUGAACGAGCUGCCAUCUAGACGAAUCACUCCUCUGUUCAUCACACACAGCCUGCAGGAGGCUGCUUCAGCCAGCACCGUCUCUGUGGAGGAUGCCUGUGAUCCUAGCACCAGUUUAGGAGCCUAUUGUCUCCUGCUCCAGUCAUACACUGGCAGAACCAUGUUGGAGUUCCAGGAGGGGAUGACAGUGUUUCAGUUGUUACACUGGAACGGGACGUUGAAGAUUCUAAGGGAAAGACAGUGUUCCCGCCAGAGUGUGAUUGGUUAUUACUUGCAGCGGGGACUGGAUGCCAGCAUGCGCAGCAGCAUGGCUCUGGAUUGGCUGGGCAGGGAGCGGCAGACUCCAAGGCAGCUGAGGAUGGAGCUACGAGCAGCACAGAGGGAACUGGACGUGGCUAGGCGUCAUGGCAAUGAACUCCGCUUCUACAAGGAGAAAACAGAGAUACUUAGCCUGGCACUGAGUCAAGAAUUCACACACCAACCACACACAGAUAUACACGGACCACACACAGAUUCACAAGAAUCACCUGAACCACACAUCUACCACCAAUGAGUCGCACAUACACACACAAACUACAUGAACCACUUGAACCACACAUAAACUAUGAACCAUUAUCUAUCCAGACACAGCAUCUGAUCCACACAUGAAACCGUGAACCACCAUACAUACACCCAGCUAAGCCUUUUUACAUAGAAAGUGAAUGUUGUCCCUGGUGGUAGAGAGAUCAACUCAACCAUAAAACCUGUGGGUUGAAUUAGAUGAGAACAACAGAUACAGUGUUGAUGUACUAGUUGGAACUAGGAAAUCAUUCCAACUAGCAUGUAAACAGUGGCAAGAGAAAAUAGGUGCUUCAUCAAGAGGGACUGAGCAGGUGACUAGGUCAAAGGUCACCAUUGACACUGCCAGGCUACCUUCAACAUUACACACAGAGAGAACUGUUUACCUUAUAGCUGCUGUCAAAUUCAAGACACAGCUGAGGAAGCUGACUGCUGUGUCUUCAAUGAGUUUUAAAAGGGAAUGUGAAAUA
Molecule: messenger RNA, 1398 nt
Organism: Salvelinus namaycush (lake trout)
Lineage: Eukaryota; Metazoa; Chordata; Actinopteri; Salmoniformes; Salmonidae
Product: protein limb expression 1 homolog
Exons: 5
Coding region: 15-923 (302 amino acids)
Biological process (GO): autophagosome maturation
Cellular component (GO): cytoplasm
Source: RefSeq, a predicted model, not a curated record